Molecule: messenger RNA, 4879 nt
Organism: Drosophila subpulchrella
Lineage: Eukaryota; Metazoa; Arthropoda; Insecta; Diptera; Drosophilidae
Gene: milt
Product: trafficking kinesin-binding protein milt
Exons: 5
Coding region: 310-4086 (1258 amino acids)
Source: RefSeq, a predicted model, not a curated record
CAAUCGGUGGGGAAAGGGAAAAGUAAUGCUGCUCCGCGUGCUUGUGUGUUGUGUGUGCUGUGCAUUAUUUCAAAUGUCUUAGCGCCGCCGCCGCGAAAUAAAUACGUAAACUAAAGCAAACCGUGUGUGCCAAAACGAAAAAUGCACUAUAACUAAACCCCAACCAAAUUCCUAAAAGGCAGUUGCAUAAAUAAAACUAACAAAUUUCCUGUUAUAAGUUAAAUGUUUGAGUGUUAAUUAAAUAAAUUGUUAAAAUCGUAAACCUAAAGAAUUCGCGUUGAAGCAAACAAACAAUGUUCGUACAGCAAAAUGCCAGUUUUUAACAGUGCAACGCGAAGUAAACCCAAUCAACAAGAAUCAGCAGAGCCACAUUAUCCCGUCAGGAAGCUGGAGGCCCUGCCCAUAAUAGUGGAGCAUGAGGCGGAUGAUUAUGGGCAAACCUUCGAGAAUGGCAACCAGCUUAAUAGCACCUUUACUCGAGAUGUGGAUGGAGAAACCUCGCUGAUCUUGAGCAAGUCGAGCAGUUCCCUAAGCUCCAAUGCCUCGGACGAUUCCCUGAACUCUACCACCCUGAUCACCUGCAAACCAUCCAACUCGAGCAAACAUUUUGAGAACACCUACAAGCUGCUGGGUCAGCAUUUGGACACCAAUUGCCAGCGAUCGGCGGAUAAACUGCAGCAGCUAAAUGAAUCUGGCAGUGAUAUCGAUUUCGACAGCAUAUCCUCCAGCUGUUCCUCGAUGUCGGCGAUUGUCAACGGGAUAGAACCGCCGCCCACGCGUCUGGAACUCGAACUGGAGGCAGUGGAUCGCAUGAGGUGCAUUGUCAAGCAGAUGAAGUCGGGACCAAAGACCAUGGAUGCACCUCAGCUGCUGGGCGGUUCGGCUCCUCUUUUGGCCCUGCUCCACGAUUUCGCCUCCAAGGGACAGCGAAAGAUAGGCGGCAGUGUUCCUGUUACUCCGGUCCAAAGUCCUAUCACCGGUCCCCUGGAGGCACCGCACUUCGAGUUGCCCCCGGAGCUACUGCAGGCAGCCAGCAGCUGGGAACUCAUGUACUAUGCCUCCAAGAAUGUCGAUGGCAAGAACUGCCUGAAGGUGGUGCGCAGUCUGCUGACGAACAAGGUUCUAUGCGGCAACCGCGUUAGCCAGAUGACUCGGGCGUACGAUGACAUUGAGGCCGUGACGCGACUGCUGGAGGAGAAGGAGAAGGACCUGGAGCUGACUGUGCAGAUCGGAAAGGAGCUGCUCACCCAGAACAAUGCCCUCGAGGCCCGGGUUGCCGAUCUGGAGACCGAUCUCAAGGCCUCCAACGACGAUCGCGCCCAGCUUGUCCACGAGCUGCACAAGAAGAACGAGCUUAUCUCGGUGCUUACCAACGAUGCAGACGAUGGCACAGAUACUGACACUCCCACCAUGUCGAAGUCCAUUACGUUGGACCUGCUGCAGCGCAAGGUGAACACUCUGAUCGACGAGAACAAGUCGCUCAAGUGCGAGGCCACCCAAUUGGCCCACCAAACGGACGAGGUGGAGGAGCAUGAGCGCCAGCUGAUGGCCGACAUCAGUGCCCAGUUGAACGAUGCCAAUUCGCAGUACGACAACCUCAGUCUGGAGUUGGAGCGGCAGCGGGAGGAGAACCGACUGCAGCACGAGCAGAUCGUAAGUCUGACAGCUCGCCUGGCGGAGGCGGAGAUGCGGUUGCACCAACUGACGCAAGACAACGACGAGCACCUGUCCCUGCUGCACGUGACCAAGGAGAACCAGAAUGCCUUGGCCCUGGAGCUGGUAGAGUUCAAGCAGCGCUACGAAGAGGUGCUCGCCCUGCUGCACUCGGCCCAGGAUCAGCUGAAGCAGCAGCGCAAGCGGUCUCAGCCGAUGGCUAGAAGCUCCUUCCUCGGUGGCCUGGGCACAAGUGGUGCAGGCGUUGGAGGUGGUCUCUUCCAGCCGGACUCGCUGCACUUUGAGCUGAUGGAGUCGUCGCAGUACUCAGAGAACAGCCUGGACUCUGGCAUAUCCGGCGACAGCCAACGAUCUGCAGACCGCAUUAACCGCAUGAUGAUGAACAUGCCGUCCGGUGGCAUGAGUACAUCCGCCAUGGGCAGCAGCAUCUACGCAGGAGCUGGUAAUGUGCCUCCGUACAAGCGGGUGUUCGACACGGUGCGAUGUGCCGGCAAAAGCGGCAACUACAUGGACAGCGGCAACGUGUCGAUGACCCAACUGGGCGCCAUGUCGAUGAGCAGUUCCUCGGGGCCGCGCAUGGCUUCGAUGGCGUAUCCAGCGGGCUCAUACUAUCGUGGCGGUAGCAGUCAAUCGCUGGGCGUUAAAACUCUGUCCAGCGAGAGUCUCAACUCCCAGUCAGAUGACGGUUAUCCAGCCCAGCCCUCUGGUGUGCCAGGAGCGCCCGGCGCCAAGGAGUUGGAGGCGGCUCUCAAGAGGCUGACGCCGGCGGAGGUAUUGGCCCGCCGUGCUAUGCUGUCUUAUGCGCCGGCUGGAACGUAUAACUAUGAUGAGCCCAUGACUCAUGGAGCAGGAAAAGACCGCAACUCUGACCUCCCGUUGGGUGUGCGCACGCCGGACAGUAUCAUGUCCACCGGCUCCUCUGGAAUGUCGGGCUCUACGAAUCACAUGUCCGCCUCGAUGACGCACCAGUGGCGCCUGCCCGAGAAACUCCAGAUCAUCAAACCGAUGGAGGGAUCGCAGACAUUGCACCAUUGGUCUCGCCUGGCCACGCCCACACUCAGUGGAUUGCUGGACGAGCGUCCCGGCGUUACGAUUCGCGGUGGACGUGGGCUAGACGACCUGGGCAUGCAAAUCUACACGCUCUCGGACGUCGAAGAGGACGUUAGCGAUGAGCUGCCCGGCAAACAGUUCGAAGCGCCAGGCUGCACUUUCACCUACACCAACAGCAUGGUUAUGCAUCCGGACGAUGGCUUUGUUAACGAUCUGUCGUUCCUGUCGCAGUCGCAGAUGUCCUCUCGAAUGGCCUCCACAUCAACAUCAAGACAACCCAGUUGUCCUGCCACGCCCCGCUCUGGACUCUCGCGCAAAAACUCCUGCUCCACAUUUUCGGUAAACCUCGGACUCGCCGGCAUGCUGAAUGAGAGGGGUAUCAAGGCGGUAACGCCCAGUGCCCUCAACACGCCCGCCGGUCCAAACUUCACGCCCACGGUGACGCCAUGCAACAGCCCGGAGGGAUCGCCUCCUCGCGCCCAGUCGCCCGAGCCGCUCUUUGGACUGCUCUCGUCGGGUGCGGAUCUAAUUCGUCGUAAAAUUGUCGGCGAUCAGCACCAGCAGCAGCAACAUAAGCAACGGAGCAGCCUCAGCAAGCAGCAGCAGCAAAAGAUCAUGCUGUCGCACCUGGAGAGACGGGCACUGCGAUCGUUGAACCUCAUCGAGAAGGUGGAGAGCAUUGGACUGGAGAAUAUAAUAAGCGCACAGAGAGGCCUUGGCUCGGGUAUUGCGAACCGCAGUAGUUCGCCGUUGAGCAGUGGCAGCCUGCAGAGUCUGCACACGAGCACCAACAGCAUUGUGGACGACAUACACUUUGAUCGGGCUCAAAUCAAGGGUGUUUUGCAUAGAGGCUUAAAGUCGCCCACGCCCGCAGGACCAUCAACUUCGGCGGCAGCCGGCGUACCUUUAUCGACGAGCAGCAGCACCAGCGCUUACAACAGCGAUGAUAGCGACGACCAGGGUUUAGUGAUGAAGAUCAAGCCAUCAAAGGGCGCGACACCCAAAACCACAACAGCAGCACAACAAAGUCAGCCAACUUCUGGAUCGAGUGCACCGACGACGACGUCCAACGGCACGGCCAGCGAAACGCGGCUGAAGCAGAUGCAGCGCCAGAAAUCGCGGAGGCAGUUGAAGAACGGCAUGGCCAGCCAGAGACCCGAUCUGGGCACAAUUUCUGGAGGCGGCGGUCGGGUGCGUCCCGAUCUGGGAAAAGUUGCCGACAGCGGCAGCAGCAAGCUGAGCAACAAGCGACAUGAGGCGAAGGCAGCGGAGGAGGAGGAGGCGGCACCACAGAGCAUCACACAGGCGUUUGUGGGUUCAGUUAGUUCCUUGCUUUUCGGCCGCAAGGGCGGUUGGCUGUAAAGCAGAUAGCCAAUCAUUCACAACCUUAUUCUAACGCUUGCUGGACUAUAGUUUACUUUUAAAGGAAUGAAAGGAUGCCUUUUGCGAGUUAAAUGAUAUUUUUUUUAAGCACAACGCGGGAACGAGUUGAUUAACGAAACGCAAUGUAAUCGUGGGAACGUUCAGUUUCAUUUUUUUGUUUAAUGCCCCGCAUAAUGCCUGUCAGCGCCACCUUAAGCAACACUGGAAGAAGGUUUUAGUGUUUGUAGCUGUGAUUUGUAAAUACAUAUAGAGAAAUGUUUAAAUUUAGUAGUUAUUAAUCGAGUACUUCGCAUAUUAUUAUUAUUUUGCUUCAACUGACGGCGGCAAUUUAAGAACCAAACGAUGGCCAGUUCGUUGAACACCGAGUUCCAAAGCAGCUAUUUUUAGUUUAAACUACAUUUUGCCAAUUUUGUAUUUAUUUUUCCUGUGUUUAUUACCGCGUAAACGAAAACGAAACCAUGUAUACAUUUAUUUUUAUGAUUUCCCUGUGUAUAGGGUCAAAGCUGGUGCAAAGUUGUAUAUAGAAAGAACAAACAUAAGAGAGAGAUCAAUCUGUAACUUGAAUGUGGUUAAGUAAGGAGGUACAUAUAUAUAUUUUUUUACACGCGUAUAUAGUUUGCGUUUUUUGCUUUCCACACAAGAGACGUGCUCCGUAGACCCUCCCAAUACUGUAUCACAAAGAUCAUAACUCAAAAUGCUAUUGCUUUGACUUAAUUCUUAUUUCGGUGCUUAGCGCACUACCAAACGAAAAUACAUAAACUAUAGCGAGAAA